CUUCUUCAUUGAUCAUGCUCAUAAGAAGACACAAUGGGAUGAUCCAAGAUUUCAAAAUCAGCCAAAGCAGAGUCAGCAACCAUCACAGACAACACCUGCUGCUGCAGUUUCAUCCUUGGGUUAUGGUGGCGGUAGCUCAAUAAAGCCAUAUGCCGCUGUUGCCUUACAAGAUUUGAGCCCUGGCCAACCCCAAAGAGACAGAAGACAAAACAGUCGCAGCAAUGUCCGAGAAAGCUCACUCACUAACGAAGUGGAUACAGCAUUGGUCAACAAACUGAAUGCUGAGUUUCCUAAUGCUACAAAGGAACUCAUUACUGACAUGCUUGUUCUUUGUCACAACAGUGAAAGACAGACAAGAGAGCAGCUGAAAGAUUUAGGCUUCUUUGUGAACAACUCAACAUCAGCGAGCAACAACCACGCUUCACCCCAGAAGAAAUCAAGUAUAGGCACAGUAUCCACAGGAAAGCCAACAGACAGACAUCCAUUAGCAGCCACAGCGGCAGCUCCAACAUCUCCAGCUAAGAAAGAGAUUUCAGAUGUUGAAAAACGGAAACUGUUGGCUCAGACAAAGGAGCUCUUCCCCAAACUGGAUCAGAAUGUGCUCCUUAUUGCCUUGAAUGAGUGCCACUUCAACCUGCAGGAGGUUAAGGCUGUGCUGUCAGCUUGGGAGAAAAGCUAUGGAACUACAGAUCAAGCAAGAGGUGCCACCGCAGACAGUGGCAAAUCUUCUGUUAGCAGUUCUGUGUUGUCUGUUCGCUCUUUCAGCCCACCUGCUGGAUCACUGGAGCCUCGAGGACUUGAUGAAGAUGUGGCAGAGAGCGCUGGUCGGCGACACUCCCAGGCGAGUGCUCAGUCUCAGAGGCACACCUUGUCACCAAAACGGAGCACAGCUGUCCCUAGUGUCACCCAGAUGUUGAGCAAAGGAGACGCAGCAGCAGCACCAGCAUCAAAAAGCUCUUGCUCCCAACAUGCGCGAGCCAAGCAGGUUACCAAAAUGAGUGAACAUCUGCUGAACACGACUAGCGACCUACUGAAUCAUUUAGCCUCAUCAGCCAGCUGCUGUGCCAGUGGUGAGGCUGUGGAGGAGGUAGAGGAUGAGGAGAAGAAGAAGAAAGUGGAGUCUGUAGAAGCAGAUGCAGCUGAGGCUGAAAGCAAAAGACCAAAUCAGUCAGCAGUGGCAUCAACCUCUCAUGCCAUGGCAAUCACCUCACAGCCCACGGUAGAACCUAAACCAAAAACUUCAUCUCUGUUCAGAACUGAAGCUAAAGGUCCAGAUGCUAGCCUUAGAAAAGGUCCUGACAGCAGUCUUCUUACAUCUGACUACACCCAAGCCAGUGGUCCAGAUAAAAGCUUAUAUUCUGGCCCUGACAGCAGCCGUCGGGCUGGCCCUCAAGGAGCCACAGGACCAGAUGUGUCUCUGAGGUGUGGCCCCCAAAGUUCUAUCCUUCAGGAGAACAGGAAUAACAGCAUCGCCGUCACAUCUGGGGCCCUCCUCAGCCAUGUGUAG
This is a messenger RNA of Candidula unifasciata, 1507 nucleotides long. Lineage: Eukaryota; Metazoa; Mollusca; Gastropoda; Stylommatophora; Geomitridae. The record is from the annotation of a GenBank genome assembly.